AUGGAAGUUCCCAAGUUUAUUCUUGUUUUGCUAUUUGCAGCAACCUUUGCUUGGAGUCGAGCACAGUUAGAAGGGAUGCCAAGCUUAAAGCAAGGGAACUCCUUGAAAGUUGAGGAAGAGAGCAACUUCUUGGUUUCACCAAAUGGAACCUUUUCGAGCGGAUUUUACAAAGUUGGCGCCAAUGCCUCCUGUUAUUCAAUAUGGUUCACAAAUAGUGCCGACAAAACAGUUGUCUGGAUGCCUAAUCGAGAUAAGCCUGUCAGCGAAAGACGCUCGAAGCUAACCCUCCAUGGAAAUGGCAACCUAGUUUUGACUGAUGCACUAGGUUCGGUUGUGUGGUCAACCAACACAAUCUCUAAGGAAGACAUGGAACUUCAGCUUCUUGAAACAGGAAACUUGGUGCUGAGUAACCAAGACGACAGGAUCAUCUGGCAGAGUUUUGAUUCUCCAACGGAUACACUUCUGCCAUCUCAGCCACUCACCAAGAACACAACCUUAGUGUCCAUGAGAGGCCAAGGUACAUACUUAUCUGGAUUCUAUAACUUCAAGUUCGAUGAUAACAGUAUCUUGUUUCUCAUCUACAAUGGCCCUCUACUUUCUAGUGUUUAUUGGCCCCAGAUUGUUUCAACUGUUUUUGAAAGUGGUAGAAAUCCUUACAACAGCUCUAGAGUGGCAAUUUUAGAUGUGGCUGGACAAUUUAUAUCUAGUGACAAUAUGCAGUUCUAUGCAUCUGACUAUGGGGUUGGUCCAAAGCGGCGUUUAACAAUGGAUUAUGAUGGCAUCGUAAGAUUGUACAGUCUUGAUGACUCAACUGGGAAUUGGAAACUGUCAUGGUUGCCUGAUGGUGUCGAUGCAUGCCUGGUUCAGGGCUUGUGUGGUGAAUAUGGUAUUUGUACAUACAAACCACUACCUACUUGUACUUGCCCUUCAGGGUUUUCCCUAAACGAUCCUCAGACUGGUCCAAAGGCUGCUCACCUCCCUUCAAUUUGA
This is a messenger RNA of Rosa chinensis, 990 nucleotides long. RefSeq names its product putative receptor protein kinase ZmPK1. Bases 1 to 990 code for a protein of 329 amino acids. The record is from RefSeq and is a predicted model, not a curated record. NCBI's taxonomy places the organism in Eukaryota, Viridiplantae, Streptophyta, Magnoliopsida, Rosales, Rosaceae. The transcript has a single exon. Gene Ontology annotation, biological process: recognition of pollen.